Messenger RNA from Capsicum annuum, 3974 nucleotides. RefSeq names its product pentatricopeptide repeat-containing protein At2g13420, mitochondrial. The transcript has a single exon. Lineage: Eukaryota; Viridiplantae; Streptophyta; Magnoliopsida; Solanales; Solanaceae. The record is from RefSeq and is a predicted model, not a curated record. The coding region runs from base 198 to 1766 and encodes 522 amino acids. Gene Ontology annotation, molecular function: protein binding.
AUUAUUUUUUUUAUGUUUUAUUUUUUAUAUUAAUUAUUUUUUUUAAAUUAAUAUAUAAACAAACUAGAUAUGUUAAUGUGUAUCUCAAUUUGGACUGUUAAUUUGGUAGUAACCUUUCAAAUAAUUUGAAAUCUACAAAUGAGCCAUUGAAUCAGAACAAUCGCCGUUUUCUGUGUUUUGUUGCAUUUUCAGGGUUUAUGCUUCUCGAAAUGCGUGUCGUAUUGGAUUUCCGUCGGCUCUUCUUCACAAAAAAUCCCGUCGGUUUUGUCCGCUUGUUUUGCUCUACACCGGCACUGCCACAGUUGGAAUCGUCAAAGGACGCCGACUUGAUUUCUGAGCUACUCCUUCAACACCACAAUCCAUUUCAUGCCAUGGAAUCCUCUCUUCAGCUCCAUGGCAUUUCCUUCACCCCUUUCCUUGUCCAUCAGACUCUCCUCCGCCUCAAGCACUCUUCUAAAGUUGCCCUCUCCUUCUUUCACUAUGUAUAUUCCCAAUCCCAUCCCAAUUCCACCGAUGACACCUGCACCACCGCUUUCAAUCUCCUCAUUGACAUUCUAUGCAAAGUUCGACAGUUCGAUGUUGCCUGGCAGCUUAUUAUCCAAAUGGACCAGAAAUCCAUUAAAAUUACCUUCACUACUUUCUAUUUGUUGAUCCGUAGGCUUAUCUCUGCUGGCUUCACCCGUCAAGCUAUUCGGACCUUCACUGAAAUGCACGUAUUUCUCGAUGAACAAAGUGAAGAUGAAGUUUGGAAAUCCCACUUCUGUUAUCUUCUUGAUACCCUUUGUAAAUAUGGAUAUGUCAAGGUGGCUACUGAAGUUUUCAAUAAAGAGAAAUGGAGAUUGGAGCUCAACUGUAAGGUUUAUACCAUUCUGAUUUAUGGUUGGUGUAAAGUGAAGAAUAUAGAGAUGGCAAGGAGGUUUCUUGGGGAGAUGUUGGACAAGGGAAUUGAUCCAAAUGUGGUCAGUUACAAUGUGUUGUUGAAUGGAAUUUGCAGGAGAGCAAGUUUGCACCCGGAUGGUAGGUUUGACAAGGUAAUUAGGGAAGCAGAGAAGGUGUUUAAGGAAAUGACUGAAAGAGGUGUGGAACCAGAUGUGACCAGCUACUCCAUACUCCUCCAUGUCUAUAGCCGGGCUCAUAAGCCUGAGUUAUCACUUGAAAAAUUAAGGAUUAUGAGACACACAGGGAUAUGCCCGAAUAUUGUGACAUAUACCUCCGUCAUCAAGUGCCUCUGCUCUUGUGGUAUGCUUGAAGAUGCGGAGCUGUUACUCGAGCAAAUGGUUUCUAACGGGGUAACUCCCACAUCCACAAAUUACAAUUGUUUCUUUAAAGAGUUUAAAGGGAGGAAGGAUGUCGAUGGUGCAUUGAGGUUGUACAAGAAAAUGAAGCAGGAUUCCCUCUGCUCACCAAGCGUGUGUACAUUCAAUAUAUUGUUGGGGAUGUUAUUGAAAUUGGGCAGAAUAGGGAUGGCAAGAGAUAUUUGGGACGAUAUGAAGGAUUCUGGAGCGGGGCCUGAUUUAGAUUCAUAUACAUUGUUGAUUCAUGGAUUUUGUGAGAAACAAAAAUGGAAAACGGCCUGUGAAUUCUUUAUGGAAAUGAUAGAAAAGGGAUUUCUGCCACACAAGGUCACCUUCGAGACCCUUUAUAGAGGCUUAAUACAAUCCAAUAUGCUGAGAACUUGGAGAAGGUUAAAAAAAAGGCUUGAUGAGGAAUCAAUAACUUUUGGUUCAGAAUUUGAAAGUUAUCACCUCAAGCCUUAUAGAAGGUAAUCUGAUGAAGUUCUGCAAUGGGUACAAGGCUGAAUAAUCUGAUGUCAAGAUAAAGAUCUAACUGAUAUUUCCUGAUUCAUGGGGAGCUAUUUAUAAUUGAUGAUGUAACAGAAUCAAGGACCAAAGUAAGAUCUUAGUGGAUAGAGUUAUCUGUACUUGUUGCUGGUCGGAGGUGGCAGGUAUCCCGUGGAUUUAGUUGAGGUGCGCACAAGCUGGCGUGGAUACCACGGUUAAUAAAAAAAGGGACUGAAGGAUCUGAAACUGGUAAGAUUAUUCAAUCGAGUAAUUAGCUACUGCUGGAAAUAAUCAAAACUGUUGUUAAACUGUAAGAAGGGAUGGUUGAUAGUUCCACCUCGAGAAUAUGUUGAAUAAGAAUUAGUGAAGCUUUAGACACUGUAGCAAUAUGCCCCUUCGCCAACCAAUAUGCCCCUUCGCCAACCAAUAUGCCCCUUCGCCAACCAAUAUGCCCUUACCUUAUUUUAAGCUUCCUAAAAGUGUCUUUUGUUCUGUCAAGAGGAGGUUCUGUCAAGAGGAGGAAGGAACGAAGAAUUUGUGAGAAAAGAGGGGAAAUAGAAAAUCACAUGAGAAUAUUAGAAUCUGUCAAAUAUGGACGUAAAAUUAAUCGAGGGACGUUUUUUUAUCAACUUUGGGAAGCUUAAAGGAAGUUUUAGGUUUAAGUGAAAUAUUGUAAGGAUGCAGUGAAAGUUGGGUGAAAUAAGAGGGAUGAUUUUGGUCAAAUUCUCACAAAUGUUAUUACCAAAAUAGUAUAUCUCGUCAUUUCUAUAAACGCUUAAACCCUAGUGAGUGACCACCAUUUCAUCUCGACACAACAAUGUCGGACGUUCUGCCUGAAAUAAUCAGUGAAAUACUUACUCCACUUCCAGUGAAGUCACUGAUGAAUUCAGAUGUGUAUCGAAAUCAUUCAAAUCCCUUAUCGACAUCCCAAAAUUCAUCGAAGCUCACCUCAGCCGACAAACACAGAAACCCAACUCAGAUACGAAGAUUAUUCUCGAGGCUCACAACAUUUUUUCGCUUCACUUCAGUUCAAUCUAUAACGGAGUAUGAACCCAACAACCAAUAGAUCUUGAGCACCCGUUGAAGCAGUUUUAUCGCCGAACUCAGGUACUAGGUUGUCACCGUGGUUUGAUUUUUAUUAACAACUUGAUUGACAAUGUUGCUGUGUGGAAUCCAUCCACUAAGAUGUUCCGUAAAUUGCCUGUAUGUCGAAUGAAACCUCCAAGCAGAAUUCCACAGGUACAGGGUCCUGGGUAGGCCAAAAUUUGCAGUGGUUUUGGGUAUGAUGCUUCUGACGAUGAUUAUAAGGUGGAUAGAACAACCCAAUGGUGCUACCACCCAUAUGAUCAACCUACUUUAGUCUCUGAGGUUAUGGUUUAUAGUUUGAAGUUGGGUGUGUGGAAGAUUGUUCAAGAUUGUAUUUACUGGUUGCUUAGGGAAGUUAAUGGCACAUUUGCGGGAGGUGCAUUAAACUGGAUAGCAACUAAGGAUCCAUUUGUGGGGAGGAGCUCGUUGAUUCUUGUUGGUUAAUCUUGAAAGUGAGACGUUUGAGGAGAUGCCAUUUCCUGAGAAUUUGGGCAAGCCAUCCCAAUUGAAUUUGACUGAAUUGGGAGAAUGCCUUUGUCUGCGUUUAGGUUACGUCGCUGAUGCAAGGAAUAAGGUGUUGGAUCAUGUUGACAUAUGGGUGAUGAAGGACUAUGGAGUGAAAGAGUCUUGGGGAAAGUUGUUUUCAGUUGAGCAAUUAGAGGGUCACCAACAUUUCAGUUAUCUAAGGCCAAUAUCAUUCUCAGUGACUGGUAGGGAAGUUCUUCUGGAAAUGGAUCAUAGAAAGUCCCAUGGUAUAAUAUUGAGGAAAAGGCGCUCAAACGUGCUAAGAUUAGUGUGGGGUUGGACUAUUUCGAAUCCUUUGUCAGUUUGGGAACCCUUGUCCCUUUAUAUGGAGGUGGAAAUGAAAGGAUGGAUUUUGAAGCAACAGGAGAGAAGUUUGAAAUUAGAGUAUAAAAAGGUGAGUGAAUGCAUAUUUUAUUUUAUAUUUCUGCUUUAUUGUUGCUUCUCCUUGGCAAUGGAGACUUAGCAUGUAAUUGCAGUUUGUUUGAUUAAGCUUUAUAGCGGCAAUCACGUUUUCUACUAACUGAAUAUGAGGAACAAGAGUAUAAUUGUAAAUCCUAAAUGUCUUUCCCUAUUGUUUGUAAA